ACAAGUUCACCGUGGCCCACGCGUAAGAAAUCAUUCUCGCGACGGUCCCGCAACGGGUGCCGAACCUGCCGAGCUCGCCGAGUCAAAUGCGAUGAAAUGCCGGGGGCGUGCGGCAACUGCACGCGGACCGGACGGCAGUGCGAGUAUGAUCUGCACCGGAUUCCCGAGCGCGCGCGCGUCGGCCGCGUCGUUGCGCCGGCGGCCCAGAUCUCGCUGCCGUGGAAGAUGACCUCGGACGAGCGACGGUGCCUGUCGUUCUUCCAGCACCGUUCGGUGCCCCAUCUGGUGGCCUUCUUUGACUCGCCGCUCUGGCAGCGCCUGAUUCUACAGCUCUGCCACCACGAGCCCGCCGUCUUCCACGCGGUGAUCGCAUUGGGCGCCGUGAACCAGGCGUAUGAGAUCGAGGGCGGACGGCGGCAGCGACUGGUUGCCGUACCGCAGCACCAGCAACAGCACCAGCAACAGAAACGCGGGCACCGUGACCAGGGCCAAUGGUACUUGUUCGCCGUGGAACAAGCCAGCCGGGCGAUCAGCAAGCUCAACGAGCGACGACAGUCGGCCGACCCGCACUUCCAACGGGUGAUCCUGGCGUGCUGCCUGCUGUUCGUGAUGUGCGAGCUGCUGCACCAAAACCCGAGCCGGGCGACUUUCCACCUCCAAUGCGGGCUGCACAUCCUGCGGGGGAUGAACGUGCGCCGCCAGGGCAGCAGCAGCGGAGGGCUGACCUUCAUCGUGGCCGACGGGCCCAACCCGUACCGGGUGGAGGAAUGCGUGGUGGACGCGUUCCUGGGGCUGCAGAUGUGCGCCAUCUUCUACGGGACGCAGGAUCCGCUGCACUUCGACACGGAGCUCGUCUACCACCAACCCUACCACGACCUCUACCUGCACGGGGCCCAGGCCUUCCGGGACUGGGGCCACGCCCGCCAGAUCCUGACCCCGCUGCUCGACACGAUGGCCCUCUUCGUCGCCGAGAGCUGGUACCUCCGCGACGCCGAGAUCGCCGCCCGCUACGCCGCCCUGCACCACCGUCAGCACCGCCUCCUCGCCUACUUCACCCGCUACCUCCACCUCUUCCACGAGUUCUGCCACCGCACCCUCCACCCCCCGAUUACGAUUACAGCGGAACACCACGAAAAACUCACCCGCGAAGCCCACAUCACGCGCCUGUCCUGCCUCUACUCCCUCCUCGCCAUCAAGAUCGCCCUCUUCAGCAAGGAGCGCCCGCUGCCCCCCCGCCUCCUCCCGGACUUCCUCGCCGUCCUCACCGCCGCCGAGGCGGCCAUCGCCCGCUUUCCGGCGGUGACCGAGUCGGCAAACACCGCGGGUCUUCGCCCCGCCGUCACCGCCCGCCCGGAGAUCGUCCCCGCCCUGUGCGUCGCCACCAUGCGCUGUCCGGACUUCGGGCUGCGGUGUCGCGGCAUCGCCGCCCUGCGCGGCUGGGACGCCCAGGAGGCGUUCAUGGGCGCCGCGUUCAAUGCGGAUCUGAUCGAGGAGGUCAUGAAGGUGGAGUUG
Aspergillus aculeatinus CBS 121060 is the source of this 1512-nucleotide messenger RNA. Its product is annotated as Zn(II)2Cys6 transcription factor. The transcript is spliced from 2 exons. The record is from RefSeq and is a predicted model, not a curated record. Gene Ontology annotation, biological process: regulation of DNA-templated transcription. Gene Ontology annotation, molecular function: zinc ion binding; DNA-binding transcription factor activity, RNA polymerase II-specific. NCBI's taxonomy places the organism in Eukaryota, Fungi, Ascomycota, Eurotiomycetes, Eurotiales, Aspergillaceae. The annotation marks the transcript as partial.